CUGCAGCCGUUGCUUGUUAUUCAGCAUUUGCUACCUCCACCUAUCUCGACUUCAUCCACCACUCGAGUUGCGCCGACUUUCUCCUCCCCGUCUCCGUCCAGCGCUGGCCCCGGAACAUCACUCAUCGUUGUUAGCCCACGAUCCGGCGAGCUUCCCGCCACAUCAAGCAGCUGUCAUCUACCGCGGACAGUCUCGAAAGAAGGGAACUACGAGCAUGUGUGCAUUGAGGGGGAGCUCUUAUCCGCCACUGCGCUCGUGCGCGUAGCACGGAUGGCGCAUACAUCAUGCCUGUUCCUACCGCAUCCUUCCUGCUGGGACUUGUAGUCCUUGGCUACCUCUUCACCUUCGUGGUCUUCGCCGUACUGCGCAUCGUCACCGGCGUCUCCAUUCAACGCCUGGGCUUCUCCGGCUUCCGGCGCAUCGCAUUCACCUUGCGCAAUGGUGUCAAGAUUAAUAUCCGAGGCGUAGGCCUCAGCAUCCACCGCCCGACUUUCGCCCUACCCACCUGGUGCAGUUUGGUCAUCACCGAGCUGGUCGUGACGGUCGAUCUGAACAAGCUAGCCGCUCAUAGCCGCAGCAAGAGUGCGCCGUUCGCAAAGGCCAAUGGGACUACUGCCGAGCAAGACAAGACGCAAGCGGCGCAGGACGCAGAGGAUGAUGACAUUGGACGCGGCAGACUGUGGCGGAGACUCACAGACAUCAAAGAGAAGAUCAAGAGACUCCACAGUAAGAUCAACUGGAUAAGAUUGGUAGAUCUGCUGGCCACCGCCAUCACAUUGGAUCUGGUCGGAGUCGGCACGGUGCGCAUAGAGCGCGUGAUGCUCUCGGUGGACACGCGCAGCAAGACGGUCGACCGUAGCAGACUCUUCCAACACCACAGGACUAAGCCAGACACCCAAACCCCGGCGGAGUGGAAGUCAUUGGUCCGAAGCAUCUUGUUCACGCCCGACGGCCGGGAGUCUACGGAGAUCCUCGACUAUGCUACAAUCAACAUUCAUGGCAUGCUACACAAUGAGUUGCAAGGCCUGCGCGACGCUUCCAUUGCCCUGAAACUCGGCCGGCUUAACAUUCCGUACGAUGACAUUGUGCAUGCGAAGAAGUCUGCAGAUCUGCUGCGAGGACGCUACGCUCAGCCCCAUGCUCAAGCACCCUCCGCCACCGACUCCGUUGCGAACGCACUCCAAGGCCUCGAACCGAGCCAGAUUCGACAAGACCGCCUCAUGCAGAAUGUUUCGGACUCGCGAGCUUUUGUGGCGUCCAUACUGCGGGGCAUCCAGGAGGUUCAGUUCGCUGUUGGAUUCUUCGGGUUGUCCAGGAAGGUCGAUGUCAAGACGGAGUCUGGCAAGGACGUCUUCUUCAACCUGGCCAUGACCGAAAUGGGCCUGGACAUCCUAAGGCUAGAUCCAAAGAGUCCUGCGCACAGGAUGUACUUUUCGACCCGAGACGUGGCCCAUCAAGGCCUUCUCACCGCCAUAUCGAUUUCUGCUGGCUUUGAUGACGGACACGAGCACCCCGAGCGCAUGUGCUACAUCCCGAUGAUCACCGCCACCGUCAAGACGACCCUCCCAUCCAGGACCGUCAACUAUUCGGAUGGUCGGGAUGCCGUGGAGAGAAAUGCCAACAUUCUAUACGCGAACCUGGUUUGCACCUCGCCCUCGGUUGACCUGGACCCGAAGCAUCUACCGCUCGUACGCGAGCUGCUGAAGCAGCGAUCACAGCCCGCGACAUCCGGUCAUACUCAACAUCAAAGUCGACAUCAGCUCAUUUCACAGCUCUUGCCGAAAGCUCACAUCAAGCUAUCAGUGCAGGAGCCAGUAAUCAGAGUCUCCCUGCCUCCCAUGGACAAGGCCAAUGCUACGAAUGACGACUACGACUUACUGAUCUCGUCCGUAUCGUCCAUCGCGAUCGAGCUGGAGUCGUCCCAUGCGGCCCAAGGGGCUACUAAUUACAGCCUCGGCACCCACUACCGACACGUCCGACAUCAGCUGUAUUACCAGACUUCCGCAGGUGAUAGACACGAUCUCCUGCGCAGCGACACCGUAGAGGUUCAGGUGGAUAUCAACGCUAUUCCAGACGCCUCGGUCGUGGUGAGUGGACGUCUCCAGACCUUCACCUUCUUCUUGGUGCGGCCGGACAUCUGCGAAGGCGUGAGACAGAUUGUCGCGCAGCUGCGCAAGAACGUCCUACGCCGACACGAUGAGGAGCAAAAACCAAAGCCAAGCUUCCUCCGAACAAUACCCUCCUGGUUACAGCAGAGCCGCAUUGAGGGUUCCGAUUUUGCUCUGGAGAUAGCAGGUGUCGAUGAAAGUAUCUCGACCGACACGCGAGGCUUUGCUCUCCAGCUUGGAUCGUGGUCCUCGGAGUACAAUGCUCAACGCGACAAGAAGCCAGACAUGUUCACUCGCCGAGGAUCAAUUAGCAAGGCCGCGCCUACCAAAGAACAGCGAUCUCGUACACCGUCACCCCGAAGGCGCUUAUUUACCAUGGCAGAUGGUCGACGACUGACAGUACACUUCCAGAAUCUGGAAGGCCUGAUCGUCGACUCGUUCGAAACCUCAGGCGUCGACACCUUCCUGUCUGUGCCGCGUUUCGAAGUGGCCUUUUCCACCACCACCGACAGCAAUGGACCUUUGCUCCAUGUUAACUCCCACGCUCGUAAUGUCCUGCUUGACUACUCUCUGUACCACCAAUUCUCGGUUGGCGUAGCUAUCAUGGUCCUUCGCAAGACGUUCCAGGAUCCAGAGAAGAAACCGCGUCCACGUGAAACCGCGGCCUCGAUCAAACCCCGAGGCUUACAGAUCCCAGGCCAGAUGCUGACCAUGGACGAUGUUGCACGCCAUGAAAUCACGACAAUCGACUUCAAAUCCGAUCUCAUUCAAGUAAAAGCUCGCAUGCCGGCCGAUCCUCCCAUGAUGCUGCAGAUUUUCGGCGUGGAGUGCGGUCGUCAUCGCUACGGCAUUCCCUUUGCGCGUGCGCGUCUAUGUCGACUGUACGUGCAGAUGCCGCGGACGAAAGGGGCUUGGAGCAGAAUCGUAAGUAUUCGAGUACUACGAAUGGACUUGCGCGAGAUCAACAGGAAGGUCGGCAAGAGCCAUGUGGCAGAGAAGAGCAUUGAUGUGGUAGCAGAGGGGAUUCGCUUCACGGUCCCACACUCCUUGGUGGUGCAUGACAUCUUCGACAACGUCAUCAACGUGAUCAAGGCCAACAAGCAAAUGCUGCACCACUUCAAAACCGGCACGAACGAAGAUGUUCUCAUGAAGGAGCCCGAAGGUCCGAAGAAUGUACCGAAGAUCAACCUCCGGACUCAAAUGUGCGUUCUGCACGUGGAGGACAGCACGUUCGAGUGGAAGCUCACCGCCAUCUAUCGUGCUGGCUUAUUGGAGCAGAAACAAAGGCUUGCACGGGAAGAAGCCUUUGCAUUGAAAGAGAAGUGGCUCGCUCGAGGCAAGAAACGUGGGCGCUCCAAUCUUCGAGCGCAGUCGGCGCAUCCUGAUGAUCGGCGCGCACGCUCCAAGAGCAAAACACGGCAGCCCAAUGCAGCAGCACGCGGGAGUCAGAGCACGCAACCAACUUCCAAGUGGAGCCCACCAGACAGCCAGCGCGAAUCUCGCCGGAAAAUGCGCUACGACGCAGAAGGCAAGUGUGGACUGAGUGAUACCUCGCACUGUACAAGCGAAAAGGCCCGAGAGAGACUGGACAUUCUCAAUGCCCAGUCGUGGAAGAAUCGUAUCGACCGCGUGUUGGAUUUCCAGACCAAAGCGGUAUCCGAGAUUCGGAACGUCAUGUGGGGAGUGGAUGAUAUGCCGGAGGACACCGACCAGCAAGAGCAGAUUCUCGCGCUGAAUUCCCGCCCAUCCCUCCUGCUCGUCACCAUCAGCGACCUCAACAUCACCGUUGAUAAACCGUCGUUUCCGGUCAACGAAUAUGCGAAGUUCUUGCACGAUGUUGGGAAAGGAAUGCCCAAGGAGAUGAAAUACGGCUUGUUGAUCCCGAUGAAUCUCCACAUCACCAUGGGCGAGGCGCGCUUCCAGCUUCGGGAUUAUCCCCUUCCCUUGCUGCAUGUGCCUUCUCUUGCCCAUGGACAAUCUCCCCGGACGCCUAGCCUUUCAGUUCGCACUGAUUUCGUCAUUGCAGAAGAGUUCCGCGACGUGGAGUCUCAACGCCAUGUCACUGUGGAAGUCGUUCCGCCGAAGAAGACUGCGAGCGGCAACGGCUACACUAUCGACGUGAGGCGUACCAUCUCACCAGUGAAGACGUACUCGGACAUGAAGGUCGAAAUCAACACCAGUCGUGCGACUAGGAUAACCUGGGGGACGUCGUACCAACCGGGGAUUCAAGAUGCAAUGCAAGUGCUGGAAGGCUUCACCAAGCCGCCGGCCGAUCCAUCUGACCGCGUCGGUUUCUGGGACAAGAUUCGCCUCAGCUUCCACUCCCGCAUCAAUGUCGCGUGGAAAGGGGACGGCGAUGUCCAUCUUGCCCUCAAAGGGUCUAGGGAUCCCUAUGUGGUCACAGGACAAGGCGCUGGCCUGGUAAUGGUCUGGCGGAAUGACGUUCGCUGGAACAUUGCUCAAAGCAAAGAUCCUCGCGAGUUCAUGACGGUGAGUAGCGCCGAGUACGUCCUGGCUGUUCCGAAUUUCAGCAGCUUCGCACGGCGCAUACAGGAUCCAGAUGAGGGAGACGACGGCGGCUCCGCCUCAAGCUCUAUUAGCCAAAGGAGAGAUGCCACUUUCAAGAAGGUUGUAAUGAAGCUUUCUGGCAAGGUGCAGUGGGUCGGCGGGAUGAUGUUUGAGCGCGAGCUGAACAACGAAUCGCGCUCGUUCGAUUUCAAGCCGCAUUACGAUGUCGUUCUCAAGCAUCCAGACUACGCAAAAGCACCACCCGGCCGGGAGUACGACGCCUACCACGGGUUCCGCAGCAGACACAUUCACAUGUCGGUCGCUGUUUCCGCGCCCCACGAUCGCCAAUGGUCCGUCACGAAUCUCCAGCCCUCGAACAACUACAAUGCGAUUCACUUGACCCCACGCUUUUUCUCCCACUUCUUCAGCUGGUGGUCCAUGUUCUCCGGCGUGAUGUCGCUUCCCAUCCGACAGGGACCGCUGUUUGGUUCUACAGACCAUAAGAAAGGGAAGAAACUGGGACGACACAUCGCCACGUUCAAGUACAAUGUACUUCUGUCGCCCCUGUACAUCAGCCAUGUCUACAAACACAAAGACGCUGAAGACUACCAGGAGAAUGUGGUGUCUGCGACUGGACUGAAGGCGAAGCUGGACAGUUUCAUGCUUGACAUGCAUCAGCGCCGGGAGUACUUCGACUUGCAAGGUCACCAGGGCGCGCAAUCGAAGCAGUCGAGCGGGAUGAAGAUCAAUCAAGCUCAACUGGAUUUCAUCCAUGCAGAUCUUCGUGCUCUCUCUGCCAGCAUCACGGGUACCAGCACUGAAGACAUCGAGAAGGCAAACGAGGCCACGCUUGCGUCUCUCUACGGGCAGCUCCCCUCAGUCGACAUGUCCAAAUUCACCAUUCCCGACAACGACUUUACCUGGAUCGACAUGGACGAUUUUGUUGAGCUGGACUGGAUCUUGCCGGCAGAAACGGAUCCGCAGACAAAGAUUCUGCCCCUGGCUUACGCCCCACGAUUUACGUACUUCCGAAACACAGACCAUGGAGGAGACAUCGCCGGCGACCCUACCCGCUCCAGUCCUUUCGGUGACGAGCCGACUCACGACUGUGUCAUGUCUGCCAAGAACGACCCGAGGCGCGUACAGGCGGAGCUGAUUGAAAAGCGCAUAGACAAACUCAAGGAACAGAAACUGCACAACGCCAGAGCGAUUGGCGAGCAAGAGCUGAAGGUCAUUCAAAACAUUGAGAGCGAGAAUUCGCAAGAACGUGAGAUGCUGGCGGCGCUGCGAGCUCAUGGCGAGCAGUUGCAAAAGAAGUUCGACUUCCUCGAGUCGAUGCUCAACACCCUCUACCAACGCUUGGAGGACGAUGAUCCCGCCGCCGUGCCUGAUCUCGAGACAAGCGAGGCGUUCUUCGAAGCCCACGAGAGUGCAAAGACUACCAUGUUCGAACACGCCACAGACGCCGCUCCGCUUGGAGAUUACACGAGUGACUUCAACAAUCGCUUCAUUGUCCACAACGCUCAGAUCAAGUGGAACAACUCACUUCGGAACACCAUUCUCCGAUACAUCCACCAAAACGGCCAACGGCGAGGAUUCGUCUACUACAUGUCGCGGCGGGCGGUGAAGUUCAUACUGGAUAUCAUCGAUGAGAGACGCAAAGCAGAAGAAAACGAGCAUUCACAGAGGAAGAAAGCAUUCUCCGCCGAUCAAGGCAUGUGGUCUCCGGACGCGGUCGACGACGAAACGACCAUUCAAGAUCGCAUCGAUGAGCUGCUAAAAGAUGGUCGUUCAUUCGUUACUGCGGAUGACCCGCCUAUCCACGACGCCGAGAAGACGACGACCAACGAUGGACCCAAGGACGACAUCGCUGUGGAUUUUGCGGCCCUCAACACCUAUCAAUUCCGUCUCAUCGCGCCCCAAGUGCAGCUGCAAAGUGAAAAGAAUCCCAAGGCUGCGGUCUUGGUGAGCGCCAAAGGAAUGCAGCUCAAGGUUGUGCAGAUCAUGGACAGGAACCGGGUCAGUGACGACGUGUCGGGUUUGGUGCAAAGACGGUUCACUGCCGCAGCAGACAGCCUGCAGAUGUUCGUCACGACCAGCAAGUCUUUCGCCACCGAACAUCUGCACAUGUACUCCGCAAAUCGAUACGGCAACAAGUCGGGCAGCUACUGGCCACCUUGGGUCCCCAUGGAAAUGAUCGUUGAAUUCCAGACCAACCCGUACGGCUUCAACAGAGUUGUCCAGCGAACAUCGGCAAGCCUUCGGUAUGAUAAGUACAACACGCUGCGCCUGAAGUACAACGACGAUGUCUCCGGCGGCGAGCCAGCGACUGCCGAAAGUGCCGAGGAGGCAGAAAGGCGAAUGGACCACGUUUGGCUGGAGUUCCCACAGUUCCGUGCCAUUUGUGAUUCUGCUCAGUACUACGCCAUGUACAUGAUUGUGACGGAGUUGCUGCUGUACAGCGAGCCGCUCGAGAAGACACGCACGGAGCGCUUGGAGAAGAUCUUGCUUGCGUCGGAUUUCAGCGACCUUUCCGGUGCACCGGGCAUGGUGUCGAAGCUGCAAGAGAGGAUUCGGCAGCUUGAAGAAAUCAAGAUGCAAUUUCAGGUGAAUGAGAAGUAUCUCGACCGGCAAGGGUGGAAAGAUCGGAUUGCCAUUGAUCAGGAUCUCGCCAAUUGUGAGGAUGAGCUAUUCUUCAUGAUGAAGGCCAUCACCACCGCUCAGCAACGCAAUGAAGACCGCCGCGAGCAGGCUGAUGUAGCUGGCAUGAUGCACCUGAACAUGUCCGCGAACGAAAUCGCCUGGCAUCUGAUCCGCGAGAAAGGCGAAUCGCUGGUGGAGUUGCAACUGCGGGACGCUGCAUUCAACCGUACACACAACAACGACGGGUCCGACUACAACAUGGUGGAGAUUGGGGGCAUCAAUGGCUACAACUUGCUCAGAGAUGCCAUUUACCCACAGAUCAUCGCUCCAUUCGUCGACGAAUCGCGCGGCCUGUACGAACAGCGGCACGGCAGCAUGCUGCGAGUGCAGUGGCUCAUGCUGGAGGCCAUUGCAGGCAUUCCUGUGGUGGACUACUUUGAGGUCGACCUUGUCCCGCUGAAGCUGCAGGUCGAACGAGACGUCGCCAAAAAGUUGUUUGAGUACAUCUUCCCUGGGGUUGGCGGUAGCGCGUUCGAAGGAGGCGGAUUCAGUCCGUUCAUGGCAAAGCAUGCUCCGACUCCCACAGAUGCGGACGAAGAUUCCGACGAUAAUGGUAUGGGCAUGCCGGCAGAUGAAGAGAGCAGCUCAGUCGAUCCUCAUCCACAUGGUCUUGCCUCCCUGGAGCAGAGACUGAAGCCCACCCUGCACCUCCAAGGUAAACAGAAGAAGGCAGAUGGCAAAGGCCUGGGCAUCUCGAGCGGCACCAAUCAAGGAACUGCGGACAAGGCGAGGAACCAAAGUCUUGCCCAACAAGGCAAUGCAUCCACGAGUAACCUUCCUGGCCCAGCUCGACGAUCCAGCGAACAAUCCCUACAAAAGCCAAAGGCUGGCGCCGACGGCGACAAGGGCAAGCGUGGCGGGUUGCAAGGAAAGAAAGCUAUCGACAAGAAGCAGGAGCCAGAUGAUCUCACGCAGAUGGUCAACAGGGCGAGCAACUACAUGACGUUGGCCUUUGUCAAGAUCCCAAGCAUGGUGUUGUGUCUGAGCUACAAAGGCCACGGCAAGCGCAACAUCGAAGACGUCCACGACUUGGUGUUCCGGCUGCCGACGCUGGAGUACCGCAACAAGACGUGGUCGAACCUGGAUCUGGCCCUGCAGCUGAAGAAGGACAUUGUGCGCGCCCUGAUCUCGCAUGCCGGCGCCAUUGUCAGCAACAAAUUCAGUCACCACAAGCCCAGCAGAAUGCAGCAGAGCAGGCUCCGGGAGAUUGCCAACAAGAGUUCAUUCAUGUCUCCCAACGCCAGCAAGGCCAAGCUCGACUCCGAUUCGAACGGCACGAGGGAUUCCAGCCCCGUCGGUAGGCCCUCGAUGGCGUCCGGCCGCCCAGGGACGCUGAAUCGUACCUUGUCGGAUACCUCCACGCCGUCGACCACUUCCAUUGCAGAUAUCAACUCUGGAGAACCGCCUGGAGCUCUUGAUGGCCAGGUGGAGGCUCGACCGACUACCCCACAGCGGCCUUCCUUGUUCCGGACCGCAGCGUCGACCACAGAUGGAGAGACCAGUCGACCUCGAACGGCAUCCAUCACCCGACACAUAUCCGGCCUUGGCGAGCGGUUGCGGCAGCGGCAGACGGACUCGAAUGGCGUCGAGGACGCAGAGGAGAAUAAACGGAAGAGCAAACUGCUUCUCGGUGGUCAGAAAUUGCUGGGCAAGCUGAGGGAUUAGAGAAUUUUGCUUUGUGUUAGCGAGGAGUUUCUGGAAUUGAGACGGCAAUAUCAUUCGAGCAUCGUGCGUAAUACCCAGCGGGU
Messenger RNA from Neohortaea acidophila, 9067 nucleotides. Its product is annotated as mitochondrial protein from FMP27-domain-containing protein. Lineage: Eukaryota; Fungi; Ascomycota; Dothideomycetes; Mycosphaerellales; Teratosphaeriaceae. The transcript is spliced from 2 exons. The record is from RefSeq and is a predicted model, not a curated record. Bases 285 to 8984 code for a protein of 2899 amino acids.